Messenger RNA from Solenopsis invicta (red fire ant), 1180 nucleotides. RefSeq names its product splicing factor 3A subunit 2 (gene Sf3a2). The record is from RefSeq and is a predicted model, not a curated record. Bases 148 to 972 code for a protein of 274 amino acids. The transcript is spliced from 2 exons. Gene Ontology annotation, biological process: spliceosomal complex assembly. Gene Ontology annotation, molecular function: zinc ion binding; nucleic acid binding. Gene Ontology annotation, cellular component: catalytic step 2 spliceosome; nucleus; U2-type prespliceosome. Lineage: Eukaryota; Metazoa; Arthropoda; Insecta; Hymenoptera; Formicidae.
UCCAAGCAAAUCAAAGUUAGAUUAGGUUAGGUUUAGGUUAGGUUAAUUUUUCUUACGAUAACGUUGACGAGUAUUUGCAAACAACGAUUUCCUCAUUUCCAGUGUUUUACCGACCCGAAACAGGUUUACCGUUUUUAGCGAGCAACGAUGGAUUUUCAGAAUCGUCCUGGUGGUAAAACCGGCGGCGGCGGCGUUGCCUCCUGGUCGGAGAGCAAUCGCGAUCGCCGGGAGCGGCUUCGUCAGCUCGCCCUCGAGACUAUCGAUCUAAACAAGGAUCCGUAUUUCAUGAAAAAUCAUCUGGGCUCGUACGAGUGCAAACUGUGUCUCACUUUACAUAACAACGAGGGCAGUUAUCUAGCGCAUACGCAGGGCAAGAAACACCAGGCUAAUCUGGCUAGGAGGGCCGCGAAGGAAGCCAAGGAAGCGCCACAGACUCUCGCGCCGGAAAAGCCCCGGGUUGAGCCGAAGAAGUUUGUCAAGAUCGGUCGACCGGGUUACCGUGUCACCAAACAACGCGAUCCAGAGUCCGGUCAGCAGAGUCUGCUGUUUCAAGUGGAUUAUCCGGAGGUGGCGGAUAACGUGAUACCCCGACACAGAUUUAUGUCCGCCUACGAGCAAAGGGUCGAGCCGCCGGAUCGCAAGUGGCAAUAUCUUCUGUUCGCGGCUGAGCCAUACGAGACUAUCGCUUUUAAAGUACCCAGCAGGGAAGUGGAAAAGGCAGAGGGAAAAUUCUGGACUCAUUGGAACAAGGAUACCAAACAGUUUUUCUUGCAAUUUGCAUUCAAGAAUGAGAAGCCAUCUGUGGGAAAAGUACCACCACCACCAGUUCCUUUAAUAAGGCCAGGAUUGGGUCCAAUGGUACCUGUACCACCACCUCCACCCAGGCCACCCAUGUUCAAUCCAGUACCACCACCGCCAGCUCUCUUAGCAACUGGAAUGCAAAUACCUCCUCCACCACCUCACAUAGCAUAAGAAAUCUGAGGACGAGACAAAUCUUUUAUUAUAAAAUUUUUUUAAGAAGUGUCAGUGCUAUUUUCAUUAUCAACAUGCGGAAUCAAUUUUAUUAUGAAUUACAAAAGUCAAGAAUGAAUAGUUUUAGUCUAUAAUAAUAUGGAAUUCAUUUAUAAAUAUAGGACAACUUGUAAAAAAGAUAUAAAAACGAGAAAUGUGCUUAAAAAAA